Leishmania braziliensis MHOM/BR/75/M2904 is the source of this 2571-nucleotide messenger RNA. RefSeq lists its product as hypothetical. The coding region runs from base 1 to 2571 and encodes 856 amino acids. The transcript has a single exon. NCBI's taxonomy places the organism in Eukaryota, Euglenozoa, Kinetoplastea, Trypanosomatida, Trypanosomatidae. The record is from RefSeq and is a predicted model, not a curated record.
AUGAAUUUCAAUCAACCCGGAGGAGGUGCUGAAGAGAACCUUAAAUACCCCAGUCGUUCAAAGCAGGAUGAAGUGUCCUACGAAGUAUCGAUGGGAGACGGCUACACGACUGAGAUGGUGACGGACCCGAACGCUGCCACCCCCGAGCAGACGCAGGCGGAGAACGAAACGGUGGCUACGCAGUCGAACGGGUACGACCACGGCAUGUACUACGAUCCAUCAUCCUAUCUGCACUACUACUACCAGGGCGACGAUGGCAACUACUAUUACUACACAAACCCUCAAGAGGACGAGUCAAACACUAUGCCGCAAGGCCUCAACGUCCCCGGGGUGCCGACAGCUGAGAAUCUUGUCCGAUCCUACGAGUACGCGUCGUAUGAUCCACCAACGUACAACUGGUUCGUUGACAUCGUAGUGGACACAUUCUUAUCAAAACCCUUUCUUGUCUAUCUCACGAUAUUGCUCUACUGCGCCGCAGCAUUUAUGGGAGCACUCGGACUAAACUACACGUUUGCGAUUCUGUAUCGCCUGUUCGUCCCACCGAUCCCCAACGCCAACAAGGUUCUGCAGCCUUUUGCGUACUUUGCCAUAUUCUUCUACAUCAGUUUCGUGAUUGUCACAGUGCUCUGCGUGCUGAUGGACAUGGUGCGCAACCUAUGGAUGUUCAAACGUGACGACGUUAUUUUUUGGGGUAUGUCGCACCGGUACUUUUCCAAGCGCAAGCCGCCCUACGUUGUGCUUCUCCUCAUCAUUCUUGUCGCUGUUUUUCUGCCGCUUCUGUGGGGGAUCAUUGAAGCUGGGGCCAAGAGGCAGUCGCUUGUGUACGUUGCACAGCGCUACGCGUUCGUGGCUGUGUUGGCGGCAACGUUCCUGGUUGUCAUCUGCUACCUUUGGUUCUACUGGAGGGCGCUGGUGUACAAGUGGUCAUCCAUCAGGAAGCGAGCCGAGCGCGACGACUUUGAGCUUCGCCGGCGUGCGUACAAGCACAAACCCGAAAAGAUGAACAAGGUACACUGGUAUCAUGCAUCUACAGUGCUGGAGGAGUUUGGCAUGGAUAGAGAAACGCUGCUGUACAACUCUGUAGUCUUUACCAUCGGCUGCGUACCGCUGUUUGCCGUGUACGCGGCGCAGGCGCUGAGCACCUUCCCCGGCACGCCGUCGUUGGCCUGGCCAGCAAUCGCGUCGAUUUCGCUGACCUGCGUGUACGUCCUCUCAUGGCUCACGGUACUACGACGCAAGAACCAAUGGGCCAUCUACGUAUCAUUGGCGCUCAUUGUGGUCAUGCUUAUUCUGGGUCUUGGUGGUGGGGCCAUCGGCGGCCGCCCGGCGACGGCGGGCAUCGUCGCCGUUUUCUUCAUUGCAGCGCACGGGAUGGUAUCUCGCAAGCGCAAGCACUCAUUCACCAAAAAGGAACUGCACGCGACUUUGAAGUUGCCAUACAAUGCAUUGGCAGACGAGAAGCCCCAGGGAUGUCGGAUCGACACAUAUCUCUUCUGCUGCCGCAGUCUCUUUCUCGACUACAUGAAGUGCUGCGAUGUCAAAAAGCACUUUGGCUACCGCCACCCCGACGUUGUGGAAGCGGAAAGGAGCUUUAUGAUUAGCCACGUUGCACUCCGCACGGAUCAGAAGGCGUUACUCGUCUGGUGGGUCAUAGUGAUGCUCGCGGUGGCAUUUGUAGUGGCACUCUCGAGGAGCACCCAAUAUCGGUUCACCACACAAAUUGCAAUCGCAGCGAACACGUCUGUCACGGGGAUCACCCCGUUCAUCCCACUCUGUGAGAAGGUGUUCAAUGCCAACGGUAGCGCACCGCUGAGGAUGCUGGACUUGGCCUUUCUAGCAGCGCUGUCGCAUACACAAGGCAACACCGGCGACGCCGACUUCGCCACGUGGUUCUCUAGCAAGCCUUCGCUGCUGCGCAUGUUCCCGGCGGUGAUGCCGUACGCGCCGAGCUUUGCCGUGGAUGAGACGAACAUUUCCUUCUCCGACUACGUUGACGUGUCUAGCAGGUUCCACGUGAUCACGCUGAAUUCGAACAACAGGGGGCUGUCGCUCUUUCGUGACUUAGACGACUGGGGUGAGUCCAUUGCCCUUCAGGCUGCUGGCGCCAUUUCCCCCCUGAUUAACAUAUGGGACGAACAGAGCAGGGGUACAUUUGUACAGAGGGCACGCUUUCUCAAGAAUUGGCUUCCGCCGUCCACCGCUCUGGACACUGUGAAGGCGUACAUAGCUGCGCUCAACAGCUCCGGUGUCUCCAGCGGCAUUUUGAUCGUCGGGGACCAGUUCAGCGGCGGCUACGCGAAGAAGCUCUCCGCCGAGCUGAAUUUGCCCUUCGUCGCCUUCAACCCACCAGGCACGAAGUACAUAAACAACUUCUUGGCAAACGGUACGCAACUCAGUGCGACGCGGAGUCUGUGGUCCUACGUGGACUCACUGGAAGACACCAUCGACACAACCUACUUUUUGUGCAACGCCUCUCUUUCGUCCAACCGCUGCGGCCGGAUCAGCACUGUUGUCGACUAUUUGUUGAGGACCUGCGGUGACCCUGCAGGACGUUCAAUGAAUCAAGUCUAG